This is a messenger RNA of Phanerochaete carnosa HHB-10118-sp, 1531 nucleotides long. RefSeq lists its product as uncharacterized. The record is from RefSeq and is a predicted model, not a curated record. Bases 158 to 670 code for a protein of 170 amino acids. Lineage: Eukaryota; Fungi; Basidiomycota; Agaricomycetes; Polyporales; Phanerochaetaceae. The transcript has a single exon.
GCUAAUCAUCUGGUAGUCGUCGUCCACGACAUCAUCAUCCUCGCAGCGUACGUUCACCUCUACCUCUUCAAAGCACCCUCUUCCUGCCAGACCAGACUGGGCCGUUGGCCUGAAGGCGCAGCCUACUCUCUCUGCACGUCACAACGAUUCGCGGACAAUGUCUCCUGCACGAAUAGGCGGCAACUUGCCUCAUCACCCACGCUCACACCAGCCGCCUCCGUCGCUGCAGGGCAUCGACUUCCCUCCACUGUCCUCUGGCCCUGUGCCAGAAAAGAAACCUCCAGUUGUAGCAGGGGCAUGGACUAACGCUUCAAGCGUGCGUUCAGCGUUGCGGGCGGGCCCAUCAGGCAGCAUAAACUCACCAGCGACAGGGAGUGCGCUUGUGCACUACCCCAACUCCCAUGGUGGGACCCGAGGUCCGAGUCCAAACACUUGUCAUCUGGACGAGCAGGAUCGCGCGUUCGAUCGACCGCCGGCGAAGAACGGCACUGAACCAUUCAACCCCAAAGGCGGGCGUCCGCAGGCUGCGAAUGGUAUGGGCGUGGCGGAGGAAGGAAGCACGCCGGACGAUUUGGCUGAUCGAGUCGAAGGGCUGACCUUGGCUGCGAACAGCGAGAUGCUGUUCACUGCUUCCCCUCCUCCAGCGAUGCCAUCAAGCGAUCCGCAGUAAGUUAGCUGGGCGAGAGGAUAGCUGAGAUCCGGGCUGAGGUGCGUUUCUUGGGUGCAUGGAAUGCGUUGUAAUCAGGUCUCAAGUUUGCCUGCUAUCCCUUAAAUAAUGUCCUGAUCGCGGACGGUCUCAUCUGCAGUCUCAAAGUCGUAUUUGGCUGCCUGUAUCGGUAUGCCCCAUUAUUGCUGUGCGCGCGUGUCGUCUGUUGUAUUAGCACUCAUCGAAGUUCGAAAAACAUGGAAUAUCGCUAGAACCUCGAGCCACGGUUCCCCCCCAAAACCCCGUACUCUAAUACACAGUCCAGAGUAAUACAACAAUGUCCGCAAUAAUGUCCUAGGCUAUGAUACUCCGCGGCUCUUUUGCGUGCGUGUUUACCGAGAACGCUUGAACAGCUGCUUCAGCGAGCUCCACCCAACCCGGCGGUGCACGACAAGCGACUCGGAGCUCGCAGACCAGCACGACACCUCGCCCCGUGGCAGGACCUCGCCCGACUCCAUCCCCUGGGCAUUCAUCCCAUGCAGCUCGCCCGCGAGUGGGUCCUUUGCAAAGGGGUCUUCCAUCACGAGAUCUCUGGCAGACAAAUUGUAGGGGAGUUCUUCUCCGAGAUCGAACGAGCACGCCUUCUGCGCGAGGCUCUCGGGUACAGAGACAGGCGAAGGCGGGGGCGUUUCUGUCUUCCUCGGGUUCUGGCCCCGGAGAAGUGGUCUAGAGAGUGCGCGUCGCAGCCACUUGGUGGGCGACGAAGGUGUGGAAGGCGAGGGUGGGUGACACUCAGAGGUCGCGGAGCUGCUGCGAGAGCGGACGUAAAAAGUUUCUCUGACUGGGGAAGCCUGUUUAGGAUGUGAAAAGCUGUAAAGUAGGAGC